Molecule: messenger RNA, 2250 nt
Organism: Punica granatum (pomegranate)
Lineage: Eukaryota; Viridiplantae; Streptophyta; Magnoliopsida; Myrtales; Lythraceae
Source: RefSeq, a predicted model, not a curated record
AGAAACAAACCAUUCACUCCGUACCCUUGUCAUUUCUCUCUCUCCCUCUCCCUAUCCGUCCCCUCUUCUCUUCUUCCUCAAUUUCUCUGCAGCUACUCCUCUCUCUCUCUCUCUCUCUCUCUCUCUCUUCCCCCUUCUCCCUCCCAUGUUCUUGAUCUAACCCAGCCAUAUCAAAGGGAAAGAAAGAGCCCAAACACCCAGUUUUGUACAACUUGCUUGGACCAUGCUACUGAUAUGCACAAGUCAACAGCUAGCAAACCCUAGACUAUUGUUUUGAUUCCUGAUAAGCUCUUGCGGCUGAUUAGGUCUGGUUUGGGGUUAAGCAGCAGCAGGAGGCAGGAGGAGGAGGAGGAGGAGGAGGUAAAGCUGAUAAUCAGGAAGGAAGAAAGGACAAGGAAAAGAGCACAAGGGGCUGUUUGGCCAGUACUUGAAGGGACUAGCUAGGAGAGAGGAUGGAGCUCUUCCCAGCACAGCCUGAUUUGUCCCUUCAAAUCAGCCCACCAAACAGCAAACAAGCUCCCUCAGCUUGGAUGGGUGGUACUAGAGAGGAAGGGGUUGAUUUGGGCUACUGGAAGAAAGCUUUGGACCACUCUUCUAGGAGCUCCAAACAAGACCUUAACACCGUCACUACUCCUACUACUUGUUCUAAUUCCUUCGAGCUCAACUUGUCGAAUAAUAAUGUACCGAGGGUUUCUCUUCCUCAUCAUCUUCAUCAUCAUGACCCCAACCCCAAGACCUCUUCUUCUUAUCCUCAUCAUCAUUCCAGCAAUAACAACAAUAACAUCUUCCAAAUCCACUCUUUGCAACAAAGCCCGCUUCCGGCCCCUUCCUCUUCGCAACAUCGGUUGAUUACAGGCCAAGAGAUUAAUGACUUCUCGAUACCCAUAAGAGGGAUCCCAAUCUACAACCAUAACUCCCCCAAUUUCCCGUUCUCUCGCCGACACCACACGAACCCCCUUGUGGAUUCGUCCCCAGACAUAGCUUGCACUAAUUAUUCCAACGGCGCCGUGAACUCAGUCCCAGGCCACAGCACUUUCCAGUCUCACCACCAUCAAGGAGGGUUUAUGAGAUCGAGGUAUCUCUCGAGGUUCCCAGCCAAACGGACCAUGCGGGCCCCUCGGAUGCGGUGGACUACAACCCUUCAUGCUCGUUUCGUUCAUGCGGUUGAGCUAUUGGGUGGCCAUGAAAGAGCAACACCGAAGUCGGUUCUUGAGUUAAUGGAUGUCAAAGAUCUCACACUGGCUCAUGUUAAAUCUCAUUUACAGAUGUAUCGAACUGUGAAGACCACAGAUAAGGCAGCUGCAACCUCAGGUCAAAUAGACAAUUUUGACAACGGGUCAUCUGGAGACAGUACCAAUGAAGAUUUGGUGCUUGAAAUACCAAACCCAAGACGGCCCGAUUUGUUGGUUCAACAGAGACGAUCCAAUCACCAAGAGAACGGUACUCAUCGCGUACUAUGGAGCAACUCCUCGAGCAGGGAAGCUUGGUUAAAUGGAAAACCAUCCGGAGGAAAUACGAUAACGUCUAUCGAGAAUGAGGUGGAUCGGAAGAGCUCAAGCUACGAGAGAACAUCAGAAGGAAGUUCGUCCAAUCUGUCCGGGUCAAGCCCCAAGAGACCCAACCUGGAGUUUACGUUGGGAAGGCCACAUUAAUCAUCAUAAAUUAAUUAAUUAUCAUUACCAAUUAAUUACUUUCUUCUUUUCCUUAAUUUCUCUAAACUUUUCCUUCAAAAUUUUCUGACUUUCUUUCUCCCACUCAUUUUCACAAUCAUUAAGAUGGCUCGAUCAAUCUCUCCCGGUUCUUGGGCUGGUAAAAGAAUCAGGUUCUUACCCUUCUUUCCCUCUGAGAAAAUCAAUGAGGGUAGAGAGAGAGAGAAAAAAAGCGAAAGAAAAGAUGAGGAAAAAGAGGAAAAGAAGGAAAAGGAGCCCAAAGAAGGACAAGGAGACAAGAAAAGUCAGAAAGCAAACAAAAGUAGGGAAGAGCAGAUAAAAGCAAAUGUGUGAUAGAUGCAAAUCAAACGUAUAUUAUAUUAUAUUAUAUUAUAUAUUCUUAUAUUUGAUAUAAGAUUAUUAUUAUUAUUAUUAUUAUUCCUACGUAAAUAUUAUGUUGAUGAACUCUAAAUGAUUUUGUAUACUUUAACAUCAAUCAUUGAUCACAGUGACAUAGCUAGAACUAAGGUAGUAUCUCUUUUUUUCCUUUUAAAUUUAUGUAGGCGGAUGAUCCUCAUUAAUGAGAAGGUUUUGUGUGAAA